UCAAAUUCAAAAUCUGUGACAGUCGUGACAGAUUACCUUUGUUUACCUACGUGUCGAGAGAUUAUCAAAAUAAAACAUUAAUUAAAUGCUAUUAAAAAUACAGUUUAACGAUGGAUUCGGCAUAUAAUAACCCUAUAAGGCAAAGAAUAAACAAAAUCUUUGAUAGCCAUAUAGUUUCUGAUAACACCGAUGCUUUACAUUCCGUUUCUGGGUUUUGUUCAUCAAAUUCGGCGUAUACAAGAAGAGUUAUCGUCAAUGAAAUUGAGAAAAGGGAUAUGCUUGUCAACAAAGGUGUAUUAUUGGAAUACACUAAGGUAAAAGAUAAACUACAAGUGCUGUUGAAUUCUCUGUCAUCAUUAGAUAUUGCAGUCAAAGAUAUGUCAUCAAGGUUGUCUGAUUCUAAAAACAAAACUCACCAUUUAAUUACGCAAACUACAAAACUAAAAGAUGAAAGGAAAAAGACAGAGAAAAAGAAGACUUGGGUUGGUGCCUUUGUAAAAAGUUUUCAACUGACGCCUGAACAGAAUGAGUACUUAUUUAAUGUUUCAGUUAAAACGCCACUGACUCAUGAUUUCUUUGGGACACUGUCACAUAUUGAGAAGUUGUAUGAUAACUGUAAAAUACUUAUUAAAUGUUGGCAUCAAACUUCAGCAUUUGACAUCAUGGAGACAGUUGGACUCCAACAAGAAAUUGCUAUAGAAAAACUGUAUCACUGGACUAUUGGAGCCUGCCUGAGUACUGAUUCUCCCAACAAUGUCUUAGUACCUACUGCUUUGGCUAAAUUUCAGAACAGGCAAGUUCUCUUUGCUAAUAUUAUUGAUGAGUACUGUUCAGCUCGCAAAGCUACUAUUGUACAACUAUUUAUUGAUGCGUUAACUAAGGGAACUGAAGGUUCCAAACCAAUUGAGUUUUAUGCAAAUGAUGCUAAAAGGUACAUUGGAGAUAUCCUAACCUGGGUCUAUCAAGUAAUCCCUGUGGAAAAAGAAAAUCUUUCUACUUUAUUUAAAUUUUGUAACAUGCCAGAAAAAAAGCAGCUGAUUAUUGAUGCUUUGACAAAUAUUAUGGAAGCUAUAUGUCCUCUAUUGAAAGUAAGAGCUGAGCUUAUUCUGAAACCUGAUAAGGAUCCCCUUGUUUUGUGGUCCAUAACUAAUCUGAUAAUUUAUUACAAGGAUGUAAUACAAGCUGUUAUUUCAAAUGGUCAUCUAAUUAACACAUUUGAUGAGCUACUGAAAAAGAGUGAAGAUGUUUUUCUUAUUACACUGGAUAGCAAAAUACAGAAGGAACUAAGUCAUGGAGUCAAAGCUCCACCAGUGGAUCUAAACCCCUCAAUUGUAGUCACAGAUUUAGUCAGCUUCCUAAGAGAUCUCCUGGCCAUAAUGAAUGUGUCCCAUAACAUAAAUGUUGCCGACAGGAAAAUCAUAAUCACCCACAUUUUAGACCCCCUAUUACAUGCUAUAAAUGAAACCGCAUGCCAUCUUAGCUCAACUGACAUGUCAGUGUAUAUGUUGAACUGCAUUUAUCACAUCCAGUGCACUCUAUCCCUGUACACAAUAAUGGAUGAAUAUAAUGAGAGGCUCCAAGCACAAUCAGAAGCUCAAAUUGACACCCUGACAUCAGAGCAAGCUAGCUACCUUGUAGCCAAUUUGAACUUAGGGCCAAUCUACACUAUCCUCCAAGAAAAAAUUAGUGGUCCUCUAUCUGCUAUCCCAGGAAUGGAUACCUCGACAUUGAAGAGCUUUUUGAACAAAUUUGACAUGUUUCUAGUGACUCCAGAUGUAUAUAUGUUACAGCAACUAAAUUUGCUUUUGAGCCAUACUCAUAAAUCCUUAGUGAAGAAGCGUGCAUUUGAAGUUAUAUUCGCCAUUUAUACACAACUGUAUGAAGCAGUUCAUGAUCCAGCCAAUGGUUAUGCAGAACCUCAGACCAUUGUUCGCAGAAAACCAGAAGAAGUUAAUAAACUACUUGUAUAAAUAAUAUUA
This is a messenger RNA of Trichoplusia ni (cabbage looper), 1979 nucleotides long. RefSeq names its product conserved oligomeric Golgi complex subunit 6 (gene Cog6). Gene Ontology annotation, biological process: intra-Golgi vesicle-mediated transport. The coding region runs from base 111 to 1970 and encodes 619 amino acids. NCBI's taxonomy places the organism in Eukaryota, Metazoa, Arthropoda, Insecta, Lepidoptera, Noctuidae. The transcript has a single exon. Gene Ontology annotation, cellular component: COG complex. The record is from RefSeq and is a predicted model, not a curated record.